AUGGAAUAGUAACCACUCAGUAAUUAAAGAAACUUUAAUGACGACUAACUAACACAGAGGAGGGAGUUGACUGCAUAUGAAUCUUGUUUAGAUUGCUUUGGUUGUUUUUCAGGAUUUUUGAGAGCAUGGCUUCCAUGUGUAUUUUGUUGCUGUGAAAAUCCAUUCUUCGCAGUUCAAUAAAGCUCAUUGGGUUUAGUGGAGAAGUUCGGAAAAUAUAAUAGGAGUCUGCCACCUGGCUUAAAUCAGAUCAAUCCAUGCACAGAUACAGUCAUACAAGUGGAUUUGAGAACAAGAGUAUUAGAUUUAGAUAGAUAAAUUAUAUUGACAAAAGACAACAUUUAGGUUAACAUUGAUACUUGCAUGUAUUUUAGAAUUAUAGAUCCUGUCAGAGCUACCUACAGAGUUUCAAGAUUGACUUAAUCUGUUAAGGACAUGACAUAUGCAGCCCUAAGACAAGUGUGCGGGGAACAUUAGCUCCAGGAUUUAUUAGAACACAGAGAAAUGGUCCAAGAUUCGAUAGAAGCCUAUCUCGAUAAAUCAACUGAAUAAUGGGGAAUCUACAUUGAAGAAGUCUUUAUUAAGGAUAUGGUUCUGACACCUUAAAUGCAAUCUGAUUUAGCUGCUGCGGCUAAAAACAAAAGAAUCGCCUAAGCUAAAGUUAUAUCUGCUCAGGCCGAUGUAGAGAGUGCAAAGUUGAUGAAGGAGGCUGCCUAAGCUUUGGAUAGCAAAGCGGCUAUGCAGAUUAGAUUUCUAGAAACACUUCAACUAUUAGCCAAAGGACCUUCUUAGAAACUAAUGUUUUUGCCAUUAAGUCCAGAAUCUCAAGGUGCUCAUAAUGGAUGA
Paramecium tetraurelia is the source of this 843-nucleotide messenger RNA. RefSeq lists its product as uncharacterized. NCBI's taxonomy places the organism in Eukaryota, Ciliophora, Oligohymenophorea, Peniculida, Parameciidae. Gene Ontology annotation, cellular component: plasma membrane. The record is from RefSeq and is a predicted model, not a curated record. The transcript has 5 exons.